UUUCUGGCACGGUACAAAAGCCAUACAUAGCCACACUGCCACACUCAUUGCGUGUGUGUCGAAGACGGCCGGGCGCUGCUAGAUCUACCAAGCACUCGAUCAGCUUUCAGCUCUGGGUGUUAGCCAGCAAGAACCCAUCGGUCGAUCGAUCGAUCCAUGGCGCCUGCUGCUCAGGAGCUGCUGCUGCAAGAAGUGCCGCAGCCUCGCCGCACCGGCGCGGCCCUCAUCGUGGGCGCCACCGGCUACAUCGGCCGUUUCGUCGCCGAGGCCUGCCUCGACAGCGGCCGCGACACCUUCAUCCUCGUCCGCCCCGGGAACGCCUGCCCCGCGCGCGCCGCCUCCGUCGACGCGCUCCGCCAGAAAGGCGCCGUCGUCAUCGAGGGCUGCGUCGGGGGGAAGGAGGGGAGGAAGUCCGUGGAGGCGGCGCUCCGCGCGCGCGGCGUCGAGGUGGUGAUCUCGGUGAUGGGCGGCGCCAGCAUCCUCGACCAGCUCGGCCUCAUCGAGGCCAUCCGAGCUGCAGGCACGGUCAAAAGGUUUCUGCCGUCGGAGUUCGGGCACGACGUGGACAGGGCGCGGCCGGUGGGGGCGGGGCUGAGGUUCUACGAGGAGAAGCGGCUGGUGCGGCGGGCGGCGGAGGCGUCGGGCGUGCCGUACACCUUCAUCUGCUGCAACUCCAUCGCCGGCUGGCCCUACCACGACAGCACGCACCCGUCCGAGCUGCCGCCGCCGCUCGACCGCUUCCAGAUCUACGGCGACGGCGACGUCAGAGCUUUCUUCGUGGCUGGAAGCGACAUUGGUAAGUUCACCAUCAGGGCUGCCUACGACGCCCGGAGCAUCAACAAGAUCGUGCACUUCCGUCCCGCCUGCAAUCUCCUCAGCACGAACGAGAUGGCGUCGCUGUGGGAGAGCAAGAUCGGCCGGACACUGCCACGCGUGACGCUUACCGAGGAGGACUUGAUCGCCAUGGCUGCAGAUGACAUCAUCCCGGAGAGCAUAGUCGCUUCACUGACGCAUGACAUUUUUAUAAACGGUUGCCAGACACAUUUCUACAUAGACGGGCCUAGAGACAUUGAAAUCUCAAGCCUUUACCCUGAUAUUCCCUUCAGAACAAUAGACGAAUGCUUCGACGACUACAUACAUGUCCUCAACCUAGCAGAGGAAGCUAAAGAAGAGGAGGAGAAGAAGAACGCGCCAACAGUUGGGAGAUUGGCAAUACCACCUACUUGUGCUUAGGUCCUCAUAAGAAGUCCUGAAACAAUUACCUUCUCGUGUUUCUUCCACCGUCCAUGUAUCCAUCCGAUUUGAUUGUCUGAAACUAUGUUUUAUUUAUGUGUAUCUAUCUAGACCAUGGAAUUGAUGUACCAUUAAUUACUACGUGUCUGUUUGGAAGAUGUUUUUAUUCCUUUUUAGAUUGGUUUGGCAAAUUUGAAAUUAUCAUCAUCUCAAUAUCCAACAGU
Oryza sativa Japonica Group (Japanese rice) is the source of this 1457-nucleotide messenger RNA. RefSeq names its product leucoanthocyanidin reductase. Gene Ontology annotation, molecular function: oxidoreductase activity. The record is from RefSeq and is a predicted model, not a curated record. Lineage: Eukaryota; Viridiplantae; Streptophyta; Magnoliopsida; Poales; Poaceae.